This is a messenger RNA of Dovyalis caffra, 2967 nucleotides long. The record is from the annotation of a GenBank genome assembly. NCBI's taxonomy places the organism in Eukaryota, Viridiplantae, Streptophyta, Magnoliopsida, Malpighiales, Salicaceae.
AUGGGUGAUUUUGAUGAUACCCACAAUAUACGAAACAUAUGCAUAUUAGCACAUGUUGAUCAUGGCAAGACAACUCUUGCUGACCAUUUAAUUGCUGCUACGGGUGGGGGCUUGCUCCACCCAAAAUUAGCUGGGAAACUUAGGUUUAUGGAUUAUCUUGAUGAGGAACAAAGGCGAGCAAUAACGAUGAAGAGCUCGUCGAUAGCUCUUCACUAUAAGGAUUAUUCGAUAAACCUCAUAGAUUCACCUGGUCAUAUGGAUUUUUGUAGUGAGGUUUCGACUGCUGCGAGGUUGAGUGAUGGGGGAUUGGUUUUGGUUGAUGCUGUUGAGGGGGUACAUAUACAGACUCAUGCUGUUUUGCGUCAAGCUUGGAUUGAGAAGCUCACGCCUUGUUUAGUGCUUAAUAAGAUUGAUAGGUUGAUUUGUGAGUUGAAAAUGAGUCCGAUGGAAGCGUACAAUCGGCUGUUGAAGAUUGUUCAUGAGGUGAAUGGGAUAAUGAGUGCGUAUAGGUCGGAGAAGUAUUUGUCUGAUGUUGAUUCCAUACGUGCUGGACUGUCUGGUGAUGGGGGAGAUGAGAAUCUUGAGUUUAUAGAGGAUGACGAUGAGGACACUUUUCAACCACAGAAAGGGAACGUGGCAUUUGCUUGUGCACUGGAUGGGUGGGGUUUUAGUAUUCAUGAGUUUGCUGAGUUUUACGCAUCAAAGCUUGGAGCGAGUUCAGCUGCAUUGCAGAAGGCUCUCUGGGGUCCUAGGUUUUUCAAUCCAAAGACAAGGAUGAUUACGGUGAAGAAGUUUUUGGAUGCAGGAAGCAGGGAGCGUCCUAUGUUUGUGCAGUUUGUGCUGGAACCACUAUGGCAAGUUUACCAAUCUGCUUUAGAGCCCGAUGGGGAUAAAGGCUUACUUGAGAAGGUCAUAAAGUCAUUUAAUUUGAAUGUACCUCCCCGUGAGCUUCUGAAUAAGGACCCUAAGGCUGUGCUGCAAUCUGUUAUGAGUCGCUGGCUUCCUUUGUCAGAUGCAAUUUUGUCGAUGGUUGUGAAGUGCAUGCCGGAUCCUAUUGCAGCUCAAUCCUUUCGUAUAUCACGUUUGAUUCCUAAGAGAGAAGUUUUGCUUGAUGGGGUUGACUCUAGUGUUCUUGCAGAGGCGGAUCUUGUUAGAAAGUCUAUCGAGGUUUGUGAUUCCAGUCCUGAAGCACCUUGUGUUGCUUUUGUAUCAAAAAUGUUUGCUGUCCCAACAAAAAUGUUACCUCAAAGAGGUCCUAAUGGGGAGAUUUUGAGCAAUUCUACUGAUGAAAAUGGAAAUGGUGAAUCAGAUGAGUGCUUCCUUGCUUUUGCAAGAAUUUUUAGUGGGGUUCUUUGUUCCGGACAAAGAGUCUUUGUGCUUUCAGCGUUGUAUGACCCAUUGAGGGGGAGCUUGAAACCAGUGGCUUCCGCGAAGGCAGGGAAUGUUGUGGCGAUCCGAGGCCUUGGCCAGCAUAUAUUGAAAAGUGCAACUCUAUCAUCCACUAAAAACUGCUGGCCUUUCUCAAGCAUGGCAUUCCAGGUUGCCCCAACUCUGAGAGUUGCUAUUGAGCCUUCUGAUCCAGCGGAUUCUGGUGCUCUGAUGAAAGGUUUGAGGCUUCUGAACCGGGCUGAUCCAUUUGUAGAGGUUACUGUUUCAUCUACAGGGGAACAUGUUCUUGCAGCUGCUGGAGAGGUUCAUCUGGAAAGAUGCAUUAAGGAUUUGAAAGAGAGGUUUGCUAAAGUGAGCCUGGAAGUCUCCCCACCUCUUGUGUCCUUUAAGGAGACUAUUGAAGGAGAUGCAUCCAUUAUGUUAGAUAACCUGAAAUCAUCAACUAGAAGCUUAGGUUUUGUUGAGAAGAUGACACCAAAUGGGAGAUGUGUUGUUCGUGUGCAAGUCAUGAAACUUCCAUCUGCACUAACCACGGUGCUUGAUAAAAGCACUGAUAUACUUGGAGAUAUUAUUGGUGGUAAGCUGGGGCAGACUACCAGCAACUUGGAAACAGAGAGAUCAAGCAUCGUGAAAGAUGAGAGUCCAAUUGAAAAGGAUAAGGAUCGGGCUGAAAAGUACAAACUUAAGUGGCAAGAGUUUCUUAAGAGGAUCUGGGCACUUGGACCAAGACAAGUUGGCCCUAACAUCCUCUUCACUCCGGAUUCCAAAACCUUGAGGAAUGAUUCCUCUGUUCUUAUACGGGGUUCCCCUCAUGUAUCUGAGAGGUUGGGGUUGGUGGAGUGUUCUGGCAAUGGUGAAAUGCCCGCUGACACAGCCUCUGAAGAACUUGGUGCGUUGUACAUGGAAGCAGAGGGUCUUCAGAACAGUGUAGUGUCUGGAUUUCAACUAGCAACAGCAGCUGGCCCUUUAUGUGAUGAACCAAUGUGGGGAUUGGCUUUUGUUAUUGAGGCCUUCAUACAUCCUUUGGCUGAGCAAUCUGAUGAUUCCGAGUCUAUCCAACCAUCUGAGCAGUAUGCGAUCUUCACUGGACAAGUAAUGACAGCCGUGAAAGAUGCAUGUAGAGCAGCUGUGCUUCAGAAGAAGCCUCGGCUUGUUGAAGCAAUGUAUUUUUGUGAGUUGAACACCCCAACUGAAUAUUUGGGCUCUAUGUAUGCCGUACUUAAUCGGAAACGAGCCCAGGUCUUAAACGAAGAAAUGCAGGAAGGAUCCCCAUUUUUCUCGGUUCAAGCAUACGUUCCAGUUUCUGAAAGCUUUGGUUUUGCUGAAGAUCUUAGAAGAUCCACUGCAGGUGCUGCAGGUGCUCUUCUUGUACUGAGUCAUUGGGAAGAACUUCCUGAGGAUCCUUUCUUUGUUCCUAAAACAGAAGAGGAGAUUGAAGAGUUUGGAGAUGGUUCUAGUGUUCUUCCCAACACAGCAAGAAAGCUCAUGGAUGCUGUAAGGCGGCGUAAGGGCCUCCCCGUGGAGGAAAAAGUUGUCCAGUUUGCAACUAAGCAGAGGACCCGUGCUCGUAAAGUGUAG